This is a messenger RNA of Lactuca saligna, 822 nucleotides long. The record is from the annotation of a GenBank genome assembly. Lineage: Eukaryota; Viridiplantae; Streptophyta; Magnoliopsida; Asterales; Asteraceae.
AUGGAAGUUGCAGUUGAGCAAGCUGCUCAAUCACGUUCAAGAAGAAGCAAGUGGCAGUUUAUGGGGACAAGUGAUGCUGGUGCUAAAGAAGAGCUUCACCGGGUGUAUUGUGCUAAAGAAGACCUUCUGCCCAUUCCAUGUUUCUCUCAACUGUUGAGUUAUGAUUCAAAUUCAGAAUUACCACCUGCAGUCAGCUAUUUUGGAGAUGAGUAUACAUUCAAUCUAGAGACACAAGAAACGCUAGUUCAUUCCAAAAGUCACUUGUUUUAUGCAGUAGUUUAUCUUCCUCAAAAGGUUUCUGAUUCUAUGUUAGUUUCUAGAACAACAUGGGAAGGUGGUCAAUACAAUAGGGAUGAAAAGAGUCGAUUGGAUGCUCUGUGUUUAGCAAUGGAGCUAGGAGCUGAUCACAUCGAUGUUGAGCUUCAGGUUCCUUUCUUCUCUGUAGGUGCAAAUGGUGCAGCUGGUCAUUGCUUUCUUCGGCUCAUAUAUAGGGUGAGAAGAAGAAGAAAACGAAAACUGAAGAUUACUGGGAUUGGGAAUUGGCCAAUGAGACAAAACCGAUAUGGUGAUCUUAAGCUUGCGACAUAUUUAUCUAAGAAGAACUAUACAGGAGCCCAUUUCUAUCGAAAUGGUGUUCCUUCACUUUUGGCUCUUCCACCUGGCUGUAAAUCCUCAGAUUGCAUUGUGAGAUUUGGUGUGGAAGAAGCUCCUAUCAUUGUUAUUCUAAGAGACCCCGACGUCAAACCUGUAGUCUACCAUGGCUCAAUCAACAAUUCAAGACUUAUUGAUGUCAUGGAACAAAAUAAACAUGAAGAUGCAUAA